GCGGGGCGAGUGGCGAGGGGCGGGGCCAGCUUCAUCAGCCUACGUCACUCGCUGCGUGCCACACAAACUGAGUCCGUGUCGGGUUGAGCUCUGUGCGUCUUCUCCCAACAUCGUGUGGAUCCGACGGAAAGAUUCAAGUGCUUUAAACAAUUACAGGACAAACACGCCAUGGAUACCUUGUUGGGAGAUCGUCGCUUCAACGCGCGCACCCUGUUCGACUUCAGCUGCCUGGAGCCUGACACACGCCAACAUCUCAAGAAUGUCUACGCCACCCUGGCCAUCUGCAUGCUGGUGGCGUCCGCAGGGGCCUAUGUCCACCUCUACACGGCCAUCCUGCAGGGGAACUUCUUGAUGACCCUGGUGAGCAUGGGCCUGCUCAUGUGGCUGAUGUUUACGCCUCGCAAUGGGCAGAACGACGCCAAGCGACUGGGCAUCCUGUGCGGCUUUGCCUUCACCGUUGGACUCGGACUUGGCCCUCUGCUCGACUUCGUCAUCGCAAUCAACCCGAGCAUCAUUGCCACCGCCUUCAUGGGCACCAGCCUCAUCUUCGGCUGCUUCACCCUCAGCGCCCUCUACGCCCGACGCCGCUCCUACCUCUACCUGGGCGGAACUCUGAUGUCCGGACUCUCCUUCCUGCUGAUGAUGUCUCUCUUUAACAUGUUCUACGGCUCCGCCCUCCUCUUCAAGGCCCAGAUGUACCUGGGGCUGCUGGUCAUGUGCGGCUUCGUGCUCUUCGACACGCAGCUCAUCGUGGAGAAGUGCCGCGCCGGCGACAAGGACUUCAUCUGGCACAGCGUGGACCUCUUCCUGGACUUCAUCCACAUCUUCCGCAAGCUCAUGAUCAUCCUCACCAUGAACGAGAAGGUGAGGAGGGCAGACUGCGGCCUGCACGCCCUCGUAGGCACGAUGGACGCGAGAUUUCAAACGUUAAUUCUCGUCGUCGUCGCAACGGUCCACGGUGAAGCGGGCACGGCAGCGAGGAUGACGAUUGCGCCGAAACUCUGA
Molecule: messenger RNA, 1005 nt
Organism: Lethenteron reissneri (Far Eastern brook lamprey)
Lineage: Eukaryota; Metazoa; Chordata; Hyperoartia; Petromyzontiformes; Petromyzontidae
Product: probable Bax inhibitor 1
Biological process (GO): negative regulation of apoptotic signaling pathway; cellular response to unfolded protein; negative regulation of RNA splicing
Cellular component (GO): mitochondrial membrane
Molecular function (GO): enzyme binding
Source: RefSeq, a predicted model, not a curated record